Molecule: messenger RNA, 3605 nt
Organism: Myxocyprinus asiaticus (Chinese sucker)
Lineage: Eukaryota; Metazoa; Chordata; Actinopteri; Cypriniformes; Catostomidae
Gene: nlgn1
Product: neuroligin 1
Exons: 7
Coding region: 510-3056 (848 amino acids)
Biological process (GO): presynaptic membrane assembly; synaptic vesicle endocytosis; modulation of chemical synaptic transmission
Cellular component (GO): cell surface; postsynaptic specialization membrane; synapse
Molecular function (GO): signaling receptor activity; neurexin family protein binding
Source: RefSeq, a predicted model, not a curated record
GGGAUAUCGUGACAAAACCUCCAGCCGCUCAAUUUAUCCAACAUUAAGCGUGUAUCAACAUCGUGUACAGUUGGAAUUUCUCACCAAAUAAAGGAUUUAAUGUGCCAUGAAUCCAACCGAGACCAACACCAUUCGCUCUUAACUAAAAGGAUAUAGACCAAUGACUGCACCAGGCUUGAUUUAUCAGUGGACGACCUGCCUCAAAUGUCUCCCCCUGCCCCCAGCUCCCUGCUCCCUGCAUAGCCAAGAUGGAAAGCCACGUUGUCAGUAGGAUGGAACCUGAUGAAUAUUAUCCAUUCUGAUGAAGAUGUUGCCCGGAUGCAUAUAAAAAUUGAUGUGGGAAUACUUGGCAUGCAAAGAGCCUUUGAGAUUUUUGAGAGCUGCACUCUCAGAAAGUCUGGUAUCUUGGGCUUGAUUGUUUCUUUCGUGCAAGUGGAUAUAAAGUAGUGCUGCUAUUGUUUGCGGUGGGACUAGCAUAACUCUUGUGCUUGCGUGGAAGAGGAUUGAGCAUGCCCUUACAACGACCAAGCCGCAUUGGCAGCAUCUGGAUGGCCAUGUGUCCACGGCUAAGCCUUAGCGCUAGCCUGGAUCUUCCAUUCUUGUGUUGGAUAGUGGGCUUGGUUGUGCACGCCCAUUUGGCCGCCUCUCAAAAACUGGACGAGAUGGACCCGGUUGUAACUACAACUUAUGGCAAAGUUAGAGGAUUCAAAAAAGAACUGAACAAUGAGAUCCUGGGACCCGUCAUCCAAUUCUUGGGAGUUCCCUAUGCCACACCCCCUACAGGGGAGAGGCGCUUUCAGCCGCCUGAGCCCCCUAUCCCAUGGUCAGAUAUCCGUAACGCAACCCAGUUUGGCCCUGUCUGUCCCCAAACCUUACUUGAAGGCAGACUACCAGACGUUAUGCUACCGGUUUGGUUCACCAAUAGUAUUGAAGUGGUGUCAUCCUACGUACAGGACCAGAGUGAGGACUGCCUAUUCUUAAAUAUAUACGUGCCAACGGAGGAUGGUCCUCUUUCAAAGAAACAGAAUGAUGAUUUAGCUGAUAAUGACGGUGCUGAGGAAGAAGACAUUCGUGAAAGUGGGAGCCCCAAACCUGUGAUGGUUUUCAUCCACGGAGGAUCGUACAUGGAAGGCACAGGAAAUAUGUUUGAUGGAAGCAUCUUGGCCAGUUACGGCAACGUCAUCGUCAUAACCGUAAACUAUCGGCUCGGUGUGCUCGGUUUUCUGAGCACAGGAGACCAGGCAGCCAAGGGUAACUACGGACUUCUCGAUCAAAUCCAGGCCCUGCGCUGGACAAGUGAAAACAUUGCUUUCUUUGGGGGUGACCCUUUACGCAUUACUGUUUUUGGCUCUGGUGCCGGUGCCUCAUGUGUCAACCUCCUCACUCUGUCCCAUUAUUCUGAAGGUAACCGCUGGAGCAAUUCAACCAAAGGUCUUUUCCAGAGGGCCAUAGCCCAAAGUGGCACAGCUUUGUCCAGCUGGGCUGUCAGCUUUCAGCCAGCCAAGUAUGCCCGUAUGCUGGCCAAGAAGGUGGGGUGCAAUCUCAAAGAUACAGUGGAUAUGGUAGAGUGCCUACAGAAAAAACACUACAAAGAGCUAGUAGAGCAGGACAUCCAGCCUGCACGCUACCACAUCGCCUUUGGACCUGUCAUUGAUGGUGAUGUCAUCCCUGAUGACCCUCAAAUCCUCAUGGAACAAGGGGAGUUCCUCAACUAUGACAUCAUGCUGGGCGUCAACCAAGGCGAGGGGCUAAAGUUUGUGGAACUAAUUGUGGACAAUGAGAAUGGCGUCCAAGCCAAUGAUUUUGACUAUGCUGUGUCAAGUUUCGUUGACGAUUUAUAUGGUUACCCUGAUGGGAAGGAUAUUCUGCGGGAGACGAUUAAGUUUAUGUACACUGACUGGGCUGACCGUCACAACCCAGAGACCAGGAGAAAGACCCUGCUGGCACUGUUCACAGAUCAUCAGUGGGUGGCGCCAGCAGUGGCCACGGCAGACCUCCACUCCAGCUUUGGCUCCCCUACUUAUUUCUACGCCUUCUACCAUCACUGCCAGACAGAGCAGGUGCCACCCUGGGCUGAUGCGGCGCAUGGUGAUGAAAUCCCCUAUGUCUUUGGGCUGCCUAUGAUUGGUCCAACUGAGCUUUUUCCAUGCAACUUUUCCAAAAAUGAUGUGAUGCUUAGCGCAGUAGUAAUGACAUACUGGACCAACUUUGCCAAGACUGGUGACCCCAACCAGCCAGUUCCACAGGACACCAAGUUCAUCCACACCAAGCCUAACCGUUUUGAGGAGGUGGCCUGGACACGUUACAACCAGAAGGACCAGCUAUACCUGCACAUCGGCUUGAAGCCCCGUGUCAAGGAACAUUACCGUGCUAAUAAGGUCAACCUAUGGCUAGAGCUGGUCCCUCAUCUCCACAGUCUCAACGAGGUCACGCAGAUCGUUUCCACCACCACUAAGCUGCCUCCAUCUGAGGUUACUCCCCGUAUGCCAAAGAAGAUCCCAGUCAACACAAAGAGACCCUACCCUACACCUUUCCCCACUGAAACACAGGAUAGCCACAACCAGAACCAGAAUCAGCCCUUCCUAGUGGACCAGCGGGACUACUCCACGGAGCUGAGUGUCACCAUCGCCGUUGGUGCCUCGUUGCUCUUCCUUAACAUCUUAGCAUUUGCAGCACUCUAUUACAAGAAAGACAAGCGGAGGCACGAGGUUCACCGACGCUGCAGCCCGCAGAGGACCACCACCAAUGAGCUGCCUCACACGCAAGAGGAGGAGAUUAUGUCUCUACAAAUGAAACACAGCGAUCUGGAGCGGGAAUGCCGAGAGGCCAUGCACCCGCACGAGGUGGUCUUGAGAACUGCCUGUCCCCCGGAUUACACACUCGCCAUGCGACGUUCACCAGAUGACAUUCCACUCAUGACGCCAAACACCAUCACUAUGAUACCCAACAGCAUGCAGGGCCUCACCUCCUUACACCCCUUCAACAGUUACUCCAGUGGACAAAAUAACACCCUACCCCAUCCACACCCUCAUUCACACUCCACCACCAGAGUAUAGCCACACACAUUCUCACACUUAACCACGAACACUCACACACAUACACUCCCGCAGAUGUGGAGUGCUAAUGAACGGACAGAGGGGGCAGCACUAAGUGAGGAAUAUCUUUACUCCUGGUGUUCAGAGGAACAGGAAAUAACAAUGCUGUGUUUUUUUUUUUUUUUUGUCCUAUAGGGCAAAACUAUCAUUUUAUAAUAAAUGGGAGAACAAAAACAGAUGAAAAUACGCAAAACAAUUUCUGAUUUAAUGAAAUACAUACAGAGAUGAUUUUUUACUCCUUAUAUUGUGACAAAACCAGGACCAUUUCCUGGAAACAACUAUCAGUCUGGGAUUCUUUGAGGAAUGGUUUGAUUCAGUUACCCUGAGAGGAAACAACGGAAGCACAGAGGAGAUGACUUGUGGGAGGCCCUUUGUAAACAAUAGGAAAUAUAUUGUUUUCCCGAGGCGCUGGAUUGUAGAUUACUCUCUUCAGAACAGAGGGGAGAUGCUGCUUAAUUGAGACAUGCAUUCUCCUCCUGGCUGAGGCAUUGUAAGAUAUGGAAUACUUCA